This is a messenger RNA of Tupaia belangeri chinensis (Chinese tree shrew), 1613 nucleotides long. It is a transcript of the gene MTRFR, whose product is annotated as mitochondrial translation release factor in rescue. Gene Ontology annotation, molecular function: translation release factor activity. The record is from RefSeq and is a predicted model, not a curated record. The coding region runs from base 1012 to 1512 and encodes 166 amino acids. The transcript is spliced from 4 exons. Gene Ontology annotation, cellular component: mitochondrion. Gene Ontology annotation, biological process: translational termination. Lineage: Eukaryota; Metazoa; Chordata; Mammalia; Scandentia; Tupaiidae.
UCCGGCGCCUGGGCCUGGGAGAAGGCGUGGCUGAUGUCAGAUCCUCUUCUCUGAUUGGUUCUCUGGGAACCAACCCCGGCUAUGCGCGAAAGAAGUCUCAGCUGCUCGCCUGCGCAGUUAAGACGAAUGAGUCGCAGGUGAGGGAAGCCGCGGCGGAGGUACUGCGCGUGCGCAGACCUGGGAAUCACCCUCUUCUGCGGUGAUUCCGGCUCCCCUGGACCCUGCAGGCUGAAGGCCCAGUUGAGACCAGUGUAGUCGAUCGAUUGUGUAGUUCCUGUGAGAUGCCGUAAAUAGAAAACCGCCGUGAUGUUAACCAGCCCGACAAGUGAGGUCCUCCGUGGACUCGGUUUCCUGUUUCAGGAAGGCGGCGACGUUGCCGUUAUGUGGACUGAACGUCUCCCUUCAUCUCCUUCAUGAGCUGUCUUUGAGCUCCACUGCAGGAAACCGGUUACAUUCAGACCACACGCAGAGGGGGCUCCUUUUUCUCUUGUCCUCCCUAAGUCAGAAGAUAAGAGCUCUGCAUUUCCUGCCCAACCUAGUAUGCUUUCCUGUUUGGAAACACUAACAACAAACACAAACAAAAAGCCGCCUCACCGCACUGGGGGAAGCUGUAUCUCCAUCUUCCAAGCCUAGGACGUGACAUGGUCUCUUUGGAGCCUGACUCGCAGUACUCAGUGCUUCCAUUGGAGAGGGGUUUGAGCCUGCGUGAGGCCUCAGGCAUCUGGCGAGCUCCAGAGUGAAAGGAAGAUGAAGGCUGCUUUCACCUACUCCUCCGUUUGCAGGGAGCUCUAAAGUACACUUUUGAAUCAGGAAUUACUGUUAAGCAUUGCUGAGCUCCUUCUCCUCUCACGGAGGUCUGGCGCCAUCAGCUGGCGGUUUAGUUCCCCGUCUGCUCACGCUCUGCUGGGUCCUUAGCCACUUCCUAGGUCUUGUUUUGAGACCUGUGUUUCAUCUUACUGCGGAAGGGGACGUAACACUGAAUAGGCAGGCCGAGCCCGCAGAGCCACCCCGAUGGGCACGUCCAGUUGGUUCCGAUGGCCUGCGCCCCUGGCUGGGAUGUGCACAGCGCCAGGGGCACUCCGGCUUUGGGAGCAGCUGAGGUUGCUGUCCCCAGGAACAGCUGUCACGGCGGUCCAGAUGGCAGGCAAGAAGGACGGCCCUGCCCUGCUCUCCCUGGAGGAGAGUGAGCUGGAGGAGCAGUUUGUGAAAGGGCACGGUCCAGGGGGCCAAGCGACCAACAAAACCAGCAACUGCGUGGUGCUGAAGCACAUCCCCUCAGGCAUCGUCGUGAAGUGCCAUCAGACGAGAUCAGUCGAUCAAAACCGAAAGCUCGCUCGGAAAAUCCUGCAGGAGAAAGUGGAUGUUUUCUACAAUGGCGAAAACAGUGCCGUUUACAAAGAAAAACGAGAGGCAGAGAAGAAAAAGCAGGAAAGGAAGAAAAGAGCAAAGGAGACCCUAGAAAAAAAGAAACUCCUGAAAGAGUUGUGGGAGUCCAGUAAACACGUCCACUGAGGCGGCGGUCGGCCUCCGCCGAAGAGGCUGCCAGGGCUUCCAGGGGUCCGGGCGAGUGUCAGGAGACGGGAGCUGCCGGUGAAAUACUUCCGACACAUUAA